This is a messenger RNA of Sus scrofa (pig), 2136 nucleotides long. RefSeq names its product phenylalanine hydroxylase (gene PAH). Lineage: Eukaryota; Metazoa; Chordata; Mammalia; Artiodactyla; Suidae. The record is from RefSeq and is a predicted model, not a curated record. Gene Ontology annotation, biological process: L-phenylalanine catabolic process; L-tyrosine biosynthetic process. Gene Ontology annotation, molecular function: iron ion binding; phenylalanine 4-monooxygenase activity.
UUCCGGCGACCUUAAGCCCCCAGCGUCAGGACACGGUGCCCUCGGGGCGUUCCUGCGGCGGCUAGGAGGGCUGGAGACACCUCGGAACCUCUCUUCUCCCCUCUAAAGGCCGGCUUGGAAACCUCAGCCCCGCGUGCUGUUUACAGACGUGCCUGCGACGGCCGCCCCAGAGCUAGAGGCUGCCCUCAGCUGGGAGCCAGCAUGUCAGCGGCGGUCCUGGAGAACGGAGGCGGGGGCCGCAAACUCAGCGACUGGGGACAGGAAACAAGCUAUAUUGAAGACAGCUCCAGUCAAGAUGGUUCCAUAUCACUGAUCUUCUCACUCAAAGAAGAAGUUGGUGCGCUGGCCAAAGUCUUGCGUUUAUUUGAGGAGAAUGGUAUAAACCUGACUCACAUUGAAUCCCGACCUUCGCGUUUAAAGAAAGAUGAGUAUGAGUUUUUCACCCACCUGGAUAAAGGCAGCAUGCCUACUCUGUCAGACAUCAUCAAGAUCUUGAGACAUGACAUUGGCGCCACCGUGCACGAGCUCUCCCGGGACAAGAAGAAAGACACAGUGCCCUGGUUCCCCAAAACCAUUCAAGAGCUGGACAGAUUUGCCAAUCAGAUUCUCAGCUACGGAGCGGAACUGGAUGCAGAUCACCCUGGUUUUAAAGAUCCUGUGUACCGAACAAGACGGAAGUACUUUGCUGACAUUGCCUACAACUAUCGACAUGGGCAGCCCAUCCCCCGAGUGGAGUACACAGAGGAAGAGAAGAAAACGUGGGGGACGGUGUUCAAGAACCUGAAGUCCUUGUAUCAAACCCACGCCUGCUACGAGUACAAUCACAUUUUCCCACUUCUGGAAAAGUACUGUGGUUUCUGCGAAGAUAAUAUUCCCCAGCUGGAAGAAGUUUCUCAGUUUCUGCAGUCUUGCACCGGUUUCCGCCUCCGACCUGUGGCCGGCCUGCUUUCGUCUCGGGAUUUCCUGGGUGGCCUGGCUUUCCGAGUCUUCCACUGCACUCAGUACAUCAGACACGCGUCCAAGCCCAUGUAUACACCUGAACCUGACAUCUGCCAUGAGCUGUUGGGACAUGUACCCUUGUUUUCAGAUCGCAGCUUUGCCCAGUUUUCCCAGGAAAUCGGCCUCGUCUUGGGGGCACCUGACGAGUAUAUUGAGAAACUUGCAACAAUUUACUGGUUUACUGUGGAGUUUGGGCUCUGCAAGCAAGAAGACUCCAUAAAGGCAUAUGGUGCUGGGCUCCUGUCAUCCUUUGGUGAAUUACAGUAUUGCUUGUCAGGUGAGCCAAAGCUCCUCACUCUGGAACUGGAGAAGACAGCUGUCCAGGAGUACACAGUCACGGAGUUCCAGCUGUACUACGUGGCCGAGAGUUUCAAUGAUGCCAAGGAGAAAGUGAGGAACUUUGCUGCCACAAUUCCUCGGCCCUUCUCAGUUCGUUAUGACCCAUACACCCAAAGGAUUGAGGUCUUGGACAACACCCAGCAGCUUAAGAUUCUGGCUGACUCCAUCAACGGUGAAGUUGGAAUCCUUUGCAAUGCCCUCCAGAAAUUAAAGUGAAGCCACGGGCAGAACCUCAUCUGUCAGCUUAAGAAGCUAUUGAUGGAAAUCCAGCUACUUCUUUCAUCUGAAAAAAUCUGAAAAGCAAACCUUUAUUUGAAAUGACAGCCUUAAAUCCUUUUUAGAACAAGAUGGAGGAUCAACAAGUAAAUCAAAAUAAUUAGAAAUGACAGCAUAUUAAUAUACAGCUCCAAAAUAUAAGGGUGGAUCUUUGGGGGCUCAUCUUUGAUUUAGAGAUGAUAAUCGCAUCCUCUUAAUUGAGUUAAAAAUCAAUAACCUGUCACAUUUCAUCAGACUUAAUUAAAAUUUGGGACCUGCCUCAUUCAACCUUCCUAAAUACUUCUGUAUUUGCUCUAAGAAUUCCUAAAGGAGUAUAUGGGUCACUGAAUGGGAAACAUGAAUGAAUCUAUUGGAAUUGAAGUUCGGGGCUUAAUAUAAAUCUUAACCUAUAAAGGUCAUUUUCUAUGGCAGGGGACUGUGAUUCUAAUUACUGCUUUGUUAUUUUGCCUGUGUAGAUUUUCUUUCAUUCAGGAGCCUAUUGAAAUAGUUAUAAAUAUUAAAGUUCAAAGCAUAAUAUCAAAA